Messenger RNA from Diospyros lotus (date-plum), 1373 nucleotides. RefSeq names its product 2-oxoglutarate-dependent dioxygenase DAO-like. Lineage: Eukaryota; Viridiplantae; Streptophyta; Magnoliopsida; Ericales; Ebenaceae. Gene Ontology annotation, molecular function: dioxygenase activity; indole-3-acetaldehyde oxidase activity. The record is from RefSeq and is a predicted model, not a curated record. The coding region runs from base 253 to 1179 and encodes 308 amino acids. The transcript has 3 exons. Gene Ontology annotation, biological process: auxin catabolic process.
AAACUUAUGAGCUCCAAAAAAAACAAUAAAAGAAAAACACUGAACCAAUUAAAACUUAUUUAAAAAAAAUAAAAAGGUAAGAGUAUACUAUAGCCGCCAGAUGGGAGGAGUCUUGCACAGCUGCCACCCCAUUAGGAAUAUAUAAAAAGAAAGAAACCUCGAGGGCACAAACAAUGCUGCAACCUCCCUGAGGGUCACGAAGAAAACAAAUAGAAAAGGCGGUGGAAAAAUCGACGGAAGAGAAGAAGGAAAAUGGCGAGCAGCAGCAGCAGCGUGCCGGUGAUUGAUCUGGAAGAGGUGGCAUGGGAAUCCCAGAAGAGGCAGAAACUAAUUAUAGAGGCGUGCGAGGAAUGGGGAUGCUUCAGAAUCAUCAACCAUGGCAUCUCUGCCGCUUUGAUGCAGGAGAUGAAGUCAGUGGUGAGGGCACUCCUCGAUCUUCCCAUCGAAAUCAAACGCCGCAACUCCGAGGUCAUCGCCGGCAGCGGCUACGUUCCGCCUUCCAUCAAAAACCCUCUCUACGAGGGCUUCGGCCUUUACGACUUCGCCUCUACUCAAGCUGUCGCCACUUUCUGUACGCAGCUCCACGCCUCGCCCCACCAAAGGGAUACAAUAAUGAGGUACUCUCAGGCCGUGCAUAGACUAACCAUGGAGAUUGGUUCCAUGAUAUCCGAAAGCAUGGGUGUGGCGAGCAAUUUGUUCGCGGAAUGGCCCUGCCAAUUUAGGAUAAAUAAAUACAGCUUCACCGCGGAAACUGUCGGAUCCCCGGGCGUCCAAAUCCACACAGACUCCGGCUUUCUCACCAUCCUACAGGAUGAUGAAAACGUCGGUGGCCUUGAAGUCAUGGACAAGAAGUCAGGUGAAUUCGUUCCGAUCGAUCCCAUGCCGGGUGCCCUCCUCGUCAAUCUCGGCGACAUCGCUACGCUGUGGAGCAAUGGGAGAUUUUACAACGUGAAGCAUAGAGUGCAGUGCAAGGAGGCAGGAACACGCGUGUCGAUUGCAGCCUUCCUGUUGGGGCCGAAGGAGGCGGCAGUGGAAGCGCCGCCGGAGCUGGUGGCCGCCGAGCACCGCAGGCUUUACGUUCCUAUAACUUUUGAAGAUUACAGAAAGCUCAGGCUGUCGACAGGUUUCAGGGCUGGAGAAGCACUGUCGCUGCUGAGCUCCAGUGCCUCUUCCAGAUGACAGGGACAAGAAGUUUGAAACUUCAUGGUAUGAAACUAUGAAUGCCUCCAAUGAUUUAUGGAGACACUCAAAGAUGACACUUUUAUUCACAGACUAUAUUGAUAUCUCCUAUAUAUGCAUUAGUGGGACGUAUUUAUAUUGAUUUAGUUUAUUUCAAUAUAGUUUCAAUAUUGAAACUAUAUUUACUAGAUUUA